Messenger RNA from Phytophthora infestans T30-4, 414 nucleotides. RefSeq lists its product as uncharacterized. The record is from RefSeq and is a predicted model, not a curated record. Bases 1 to 414 code for a protein of 137 amino acids. Lineage: Eukaryota; Oomycota; Peronosporomycetes; Peronosporales; Peronosporaceae. The transcript has a single exon.
AUGCAGCAGAGUAUAUCGCCGACGGCGUUCGCCUCGCUGGAAGAGCGAAUCGCGAAUCUCAACUGGAGGAAAAUCUGCAACGAGCGGGAGAUUCAAGGCACACUUCGCUUCAGUAAGCAGCUCCAGGAAAGGGACGAGUUCAUCCGUGCCGCCAAGAGUGGGAACAAGGCCCAUCGCCUACGCAUGCAGCAAGUGAUCAAGGACGAGUUCGCCAAGCCGCUUCCUGUGACGCCUCAGUUUUACGAGGAGCUAACUGCACUCCAACGGAAAGAAGAGCUGAAAGCACAGCAGGCAGCCGACAGACACCUGACUCAGCUGCACUACAUCCAGACAAAACUCGACGCUCGUGAGGCUCAAGUGACGCGCAAGAAGGAGUUUGAACGGAAGAAGAAGGAGCUGUUUGCGGGUAGCUAG